Molecule: messenger RNA, 6527 nt
Organism: Salmo salar (Atlantic salmon)
Lineage: Eukaryota; Metazoa; Chordata; Actinopteri; Salmoniformes; Salmonidae
Source: RefSeq, a predicted model, not a curated record
UUUAACAAUUUUAGAAUAAGGCUAUAAGGUAGCAAUGUGGAAAAAGUCAAGGGCUCUGAAUACUUUCUGAAAGCACUGUAUAUUGAGGAUAUGUAUUUAUUCGUCCAGUAGCACAGUUUACAUGCAUAUUAUAUUCUGACAAAUGUAACAAGUUAUUUUAAGACACAGUGGCCGUGAAAGGGGGUGUUGGGAUAUGCAAAAAAAACAGCAGCGGGAUAUGAGAAUGUAAAACCCAGCAGCAUUGUAAUUCUUGACACAAACCGGUCUGCCUGGCACCUACUAACAUACCUCUUUCUAAGGCACUUAAAUAUGUUGUCUUGCCAAUUCACCCUCUGAAUGGCACACAUACAUAAUCCAUGUCUCAAUUGUCUGAAGUCUUAAAAAUCCUUCUUUAACCUGUCUCCUCCCCUUCAUCUACACUGAUUGAAGUGGAUUUAACAAGUGACAUCAAUAAGGGAUCAUAGAUUUCACCUUGAUUCACCUGGUCAGUCUGUGUCAUGGAAAUAGCAAGUGUCCUUAAUGUUUUGUACACUAUAGGACAAAUGUAAGCACCCACCAAAUUAUUCUUAUUAUAUAGAAAGCAUUUUGUCCAGAUGUCCCCCCCGGUUAAUAAAGGAAUUUGCAGAGGAUCUAGCUAGUUUCAGUUUAGUUUCAAGUUUUAUUAUUCGUAUGUAAAGAACACGUAGUAUACAAAGUCCAACAAAAUGCUUACUUGCAGGUUCCUUCUCAACAAUGCAAAACAAUAAAAAUAAUAAAAGAUAAGAACAUAAAGUAAAUGGCAUUUCAGCAUAAGCAUAAUAUAUGAAGGCCCAAUUUAUAGUCCAGUAUAUACACAUGUAUCAGGGAGGAUUGGGGGGGGGCAAUCUCUGGUGGUCACACACUUAGUAAACACCUAUUGGGUUAUGUACUUUCAGUGUGGUCCCCAGUCCUGCAAAGAAAAGUGACUGGAGACCAAUCUCUCCCCCAUCCUGUCUGGGCAAAUUCCAGGAAAGGUUCAUUGUGAAGAGCUUCUACCUAGUUGCUCUUCAGGAAUGCAAAAGCCAGUAUGCAUACUUGGCUAAACACAACACAACAAAUGUGCUGGUCAGAGUCACACACACCUGGCUUACAGAGACAGACUUAAAGCAAUCCACGGUGGUUCAGGUUCUGCUGGUGGAUAUGUCAAAAGCUUUUGAUCGUGUCGACCAUGCUAAACUCCUCCAGCAUCUGACCAGUCUGGGUCUGUGUCCAAGGCUACUCACCUGGCUUCACAGCUACACAACAGGGAGAACACAGAGGGGGAUGGCAAAUGGAAUGUACAGCUCAUGGACAGAGGUAACAUCUGGGGUCCCACAGGGUGGGGUUGUCUCGCCUUACCUCUUUCUGCUCCACAUGUGCACUCGGAGAGUCAUCUUUGAUUUGUCCUGUUCUUUAAGGCUAGAAAACAUUGAAAAUGACACGUCAAUGGAAGAGGAGGUGAAGUAACUGGAUGAAUGGGCGGCAGACAACAACAUACUUCUGUCCAACUAAGAAUUUGUUUCUCUAGAAAUCCUCCCCAGCAGGCUGCAAUGAUCCUGGGUAGACAGGCUGUUCCAGUUGGAACAAAAUACCUUGGCUUCCACUUGGACAACCAACUCAGUGGUAACCAACAUAUUGACCAGGCAGUGAAAAGGGCUUCAAAGCAUCUACCCUUCCUGACUGUGAUGGCAAGAAACAUUCUUCCCACUGAGGACCUUGUGGAAAUCUACACCACACUGAUCCCACCAUGCCUUGAGUAUGCCAGUGUGUUGCGGGUGGGCUGCACAAAGAAGCAGAAAGCUGCACUGGACAGGGUACAGCAAAGGACAAGCAAGAUGAUAACAAAAAAAUAGAGACAUCCCACUGACUCUUCACCCUGUUGCAGGAGAACUUUCUUGUAAUGCAUGAAAUGUAAAACUUCUAGUGUAUUUGAGGUUUAAAAGGGCUUCUGAAGUUUGUAAUUCCCACUUUGAAAUUUCAGACUUGAUUUUCCCUUACGAAAAAUGUAUCAAUCCCUACAAAUAUGUCCAUGAAUUAUAAUACACACAAUACUUCAAAUUUCCUGUUGCUUGCUGCAAGAUUUUUCCUACAGCAGGAAUCCUACACCCUAAGAUCCUACAUCUCUACAUAAUCUCCUACCACAGAGAAGGGGAGACAGUACUUGCAGAGUCCUCCGAAACCAGAACUAAUUAUCCAGCAUCAACGCAAGAACAAAUAGGCUGAAAGAUUCUGCUUGGUCUUCACUGUACGUUUGUAACUCAUCUUGCAAUUGACAGGCGGUUAAAUAAAUAAGCAAUACAACUAGAAUAACAAUCUUGAAGGGUUGCUUAUGUAUAUGAAGGCAGCAGGGAGGUUGGGUUGUGGCUAGAGUUACAGCAGCUUGCUGAACCAUUGGUCUGGAGCGGAGAGUUCUGCUGACCCAUCACAGUAUCCCAUUAAAACCCUCAUAACAUUUCAGUUGCCUGUCACAGUCCCAAAUGUGUGUACUGCUCGAUCGCCAGCUCUCUUUAACAGGUGAGAACCUCUCACCUGUCUAUCCUGACUCUUUAUCUGCUCCCUGUUUUCAGCUUGGUUAAGCAUCACAGGAUUUCAGCAACUCCACUGGCUUUACUGUUCUGGAUUAGCACUCCACCUUCGGUUUGGAAACCUUGCAAUCAGCUGCACACGUGAGAUCAGACCAGGUGUCUCUCUGUGUGCAAAAGUACUGUUUAAAUUGGUUUAGAUAAAGCUUUGAUGAUAAAGAAACUAGUGAUAAACCUUUAAUGUUGAGGAGGGAUAUAGUCCUGUCAAAACACCCAUAUUAUAGAGCAUUGUACAACGGUUGGGUCUAAUCCUGAAUGCUGAUGGGUUAAAAGCGCAAACACCGGCUUCUCGAGCAUUAUCACUUAUUUAACAACUUUGCUCACUUGUCAUAAAAUUAAUCUCACAAGAAAUAACAAUGUGCAGGGAAAACAUGUUUAUCUUGUUUAAUAGGUUGGUUUGAGUUCAAUUUUUGUCUGGAAUGUAGUGUUAAAUAUAUCUAAUUUUGUAACUGACGUGACCGAAUCAGACUUGGCAAAUUCUGGCGAACAUCGCUGUUCAAUGAGGUGUAGCCAAUUCUUGGGAACAUUGCCAGCUACUUGAUAUUUUGAAACCAGACUCCUACAUGAGAAAUUCACUUAGAAAGCUAUACCCGUCAGUCUCCUUUGACGUCAGUGGACAUACAUCUAAUUCGAUUUUGUCAGUUGUCAUGUAUUUAUGUCAUGUGCAUCAUGCCAAAGUACAUUUGGUUUUGUUUACAAAUUUAAGGAUUUUUUGUAAGUUUAUAAUUACUAGCAUUUCCAUUUUGAUUGUUGUUGGAUCUUUAAAGAUUAGUUUGAAAUCGUUUUAAUUUGGAAUGCGAAUAUGUCUUGGGUCGUCACAUACAUCACAGUUAAUCACCUCUGUCCUUCAAGACCACAUCCUCAGUCACUGGCAGAUGCUUACAAAUAUUGUAAAGUACAUGUAGCAUGCUUCAUCAUUUUGUCCAAUCAUUUUUUUUUAGGGGGCGAAGGCUGCGUGGUUGUAAAUCUAUUGAUUAUUCUGUAUGUUGGGGGUGAAGCUCCUUCAAAUCGUCCUUGGCUGUCUCAGUGGUGUCCUGUGCUACAGUACGGUUUGAAGGCACAUGAGAAAGUGUUAGGUUAUAAUUGACCUGCUGAUGACAACUGACAGUAUCAGAAGAGAAUCCCAAGAAGACAGCUGGCUCCUUCCUUAGACACAAUUUUAGAAAUUAGCUCCUUUCCCUGAACACAGCAGGGAAAUAACUAUCCUAACCAUCUUGAGUGAAACUGGCGUCAGUGUGCUGCUAACAGUGCCGACCCUGUCCCCUUGCUGGGCUUGAGCUAGUGGUCCUCUGGUCGCAAACACACGUGACCGCCAAACCAGUUGUGCUGUAGAAAAGGAUCCAAUUCGAUGGCGCCAUUGGCGCCAUUUCAAGCUAGCUGUGGAGUGUGCUUACGGUACAUUCUUAAUUGUUACAUGAGGAAGCACAAUGUUACCUCUCAUUCAUCGAAGUCAAUUCUGUUUGGUAAAGUAUUGCUAUUGGUAUUCAAAUGCUAUUCAAAUGAAAAGAAAGUUGUCAAGAGUGCAUAAAUAUUUGCAAGUGUAUUGUAUAUUCUCUGUGUUGAGUUUAUUACAUUGUUCUAUUGUCGUUUCUUUCCAAAGGGGUCUGAAGCAAACAAGAGGCCAAGAUGUCUGAGAAAAAAAUGGCAUCGAGUCGCAAGCAUCAUCUGAAGAGCUUGAUGUUCCAGAUUGCUAAGGGCUUGCCAGAUGCAGAGGCCAUAGAGGCAGUGGAAGAGAAUUUUUUUUACAUGGAUGAGAUCUGCGCUGCAUUGGACAUGCCUGGGUCAUUGGUCAUGCCUGGGUCAUUGGACAUGCCUGGGUCAUUGGCGGAACUUGCAUGCAUGAAGAAGCCAGCUCUGAAGAAAGUACAUAUGUCUGCUGAUGCUAUGCUCCAGGCUCUGCUGGGCUCCAAGCACAAGGUGUCUAUGGAUUUUAGAGCCAACCUGAAAGAAGUGAAGAAGGAAGUCAAAGAGGAGGUGGGUAUUUGUGUGGAAACCUACAAAGCAGAGAAUUGGUAUAAUACUAUGGAAGGAUAUCAGUGCAUACCCAUGGGAAGAUGUAAGAUGUUUUGAGUUGGGGGGGUCACCUUUAUAAUAAAGCUUUGCCUGUCUCUAUCAUCGAAUUUCGUAUAGUGGCGCAGAAGACAGAAGCAGAAAACAUUCUAUGAUUUAGCAAAAUGCAUUUCAUGCAAUUCUAUAUAAUUUUACAUGAAGGGAGACAUUUGCAAAAUAUUUUUUAAUACCAAACAAAUAACCAUAAUUACAGGGUCCUCUGACUCUGAAAUAACCGUAACUACAGGGUACUCUGACCAUGAAACAACCGUAAUGACAGGGUACUCUGACCCUGAAACAACUGUAAUGACAGGGUACUCUGACCCUGAAACAACUGUAAUGACAGGGUACUCUGACCCUGAAACAACCGUAAUGACAGGGUACUCUGACCCUGAAACAACCGUAAUGACAGGGUACUCUGACCCUGAAACAACCGUAAUGACAGGGUACUCUGACCAUGAAACAACCAUAAUGACAGGGUACUCUGACCAUGAAACAACCGUAAUGACAGGGUACUCUGACCAUGAAACAACCGUAAUGACAGGGUACUCUGACCAUGAAACAACCGUAAUGACAGUGUACUCUGACCCUGAAAAACUGAGAUCAAUAGAAACAACCUAGUCUUGUAUGCAACCAAUAGCCUAGGCCAAGUAUUCCCAAACUGGGGUACGCAAAAUACCGUCGAGGGUACGUCAAAUAAAACAUUCCAAAAAAUCUAAAUAUAUAUUUUUUUCCUUCACAUUUUCAAACAGUCCAUUUAUAGAGGUUUUUUUCUCGCCUGAGUAGCCUUGUUUCACUGGCAAAAAUGAAAUUAAACCAUCUAGUGUUCAGCAUAAUAACAACACAAUGUCAAAUACAGGUAGCCUAGUCAAAUAAUUAACAUCCAAUCACAUUAACCGUUACUCUCUUGAUGGAAUUCCACUAGCGGUCCGUAUGUAGUCAAAUGUAGCUGCUGCUCAUUCCGUUUGCUCUAAAAUUGAUAAAUGGUUAAAAAAAGUAAGGACCGCAUCCAUAGAGACACAUACCAGCUCUACUGGUAGUAUUGCUACAACCAGCAGUACUACACCUACACCUGUCGACGACACAAGUUGUUCAAUUCAUCCAAUGCUAUCAUCAGUAAUUCUACAUUUGUUGUUAGCCCAGCUAGCAUGGACACUGACAGUUGUGAAUCUGAUGCAGCUGAAGAGCUACUGCCCCCUUACCUGGGAAAGCACCGAACAACAGACAGGGUCCAUGGACCAUCGAAGAUGUGCAAAUAUGAUGAGAACUAAAUUUAUUUGGAGUUCACUUAUAUUGGGAGUAGUGCCUUUCCUCAGCCGCAGUGUGUUGUAUGUGCAAAAGUACUAUCUCACAACUCGAUGAAUCCUUCACUCUUGUGCAGACAUUUAGAAACAAAACAUGCCAAUUUGAAAAAUAAGCCACAGGAGUUUUUUGAGCGAGAAUUAAGAUGACUUUUGAGUAGUAAGACAUGUAUAAAAGCAAUAGUUCCAUUAAUAAGAACAGCCUAGAAGUGUCUUAUAUGGUGAGCUACCGAGUGGCUAGGACAGGCAAGCCCCAUGCUAUUGAGGAGGACUUAAUUCUUCCUGCUGCUGUGGAUAGGGCUGGGACAAUGCUGGGGAAAAAGGCCAACAAAAAAACUAUACAGACAAUGACUUCAUCAAACAACACUGUUUCGCGACACAUCAGUGACAUGGCAGGAGAUGUCUUGAAACAAUUACUGCUUCGCAUACAAGCCAAUGAAUUCUAUGCAUUACAGCUGGAUGAGUCAACAAAUGUGGCGGACCUGGCACAGCUCCUGAUAAAUAUCAGUUACGUUUAUAAGGGGUCAUUAAGGAAGACAUCCUCUUUUGGAAACCAGGACAACAGGAGAGGAUAUAUUUAAGGUACUGGACAGCUUUG